Messenger RNA from Laccaria bicolor S238N-H82, 576 nucleotides. RefSeq lists its product as uncharacterized. The record is from RefSeq and is a predicted model, not a curated record. The transcript has 2 exons. Lineage: Eukaryota; Fungi; Basidiomycota; Agaricomycetes; Agaricales; Hydnangiaceae. Bases 1 to 576 code for a protein of 191 amino acids.
AUGGCUUCUUUCGUCAAAUCUACCUGCCCACACAGCGAGGAUAGGCAUAUCCGUAUCCGCUGUGGCUGCCCAAGCCGUCGCGGCCCAGAAGAUCCCAAGCACCUCGCCGACGACGCCUAUCACCGCGAAUGGUGCAAAGACUGUGUGCAAUACUGUCAUCAGGACGUCGACUGCGCUUCUCCGCUUCCCCUCAUCGCGGCUGAUGUGUCGCCCCGCUCCAAUUUUAUCUUGACACACGCCAUCGUCUGUUCCCAGUGCGGCCACAACGGUCAGAAGCACUGCACCAUCCGCUGUGGUUGCCCAAACCUUCGUGGUCCAGACAGUUCUAUGUAUUCAGCUGACGACGCUUUCCAUCGCCACUGGUGCAGCGAUUGUCUUAAAUAUUGUAGUCGGGACGAUGGAUGCACAUCCAUCCUCCCCAGCAUUCAGGUUCCACUCCCGCGUUCAAGUCAACCGCAGAUCUCUUUCAAUCUGCACUUCACACUCUACUCCGUCGCUUCAGGUGUUCUCGCGUCCAUGAAGGCUUGGAUUCAUCGUCGCAUUAUUAAAUGGCGAGGGGAGCCUGUCAAGUGUUAG